CGUAUUGUGCACAGCAUGAGUUUUAUGUGGCGCGGUGCUUGGGGUGGUGUGGUGUGUGGUAGUGGUAAUGCUCAAACAGAAGACAAAAGACCUCCACAACACAACUCUCUCUUUCCCUGGAAAACCUGGGGAAACACCUCUUCACCCUCUGUAGAAACCUACAGACUCGAAUCUGCCAGUGGCAGUGGAGGCAGCAUUGCCGGUGUCCCUAAUGGUAUAGCUAUACCUGGCAGUGAACCCCGCUCGGAAGAUGCCACCAAGCGCUCAGGUAGUUACUUUGGUGGGUACUUCCGUGCCUACUUGGGUAAAGGUGACGUGGAGGAGGACAGCGGUGAUGGUAAUGAGGAUAAUGAGGUGGUCAGUGUGGCGUCUAGCGGCUCUGAUAGGCUUAUCAGUGGCGGCGACGGCGUGAAACGAGUGGUCAUUAAGGGACAGGGACAAGAGCCUGCUAGCGAGGAGCCUGGCCCCCGCGCAUCCUAUUUUACCUUCCCUUGGAGGACCGGCGACGAUAACGGUCCCUCUGCGUACCUGUGGAAGAAGAGAAAAGUUACUAUCGACAGGGAGAGCGUGCCGCAGUUCGAGGAGGUUCCUCCCGAAGAGGUUACCGAAGUCAGCCGCAGUGGAAGCAAGGUGGUCCCCAUCAUACGCUUUCCCUGGCGGCAAAGCUCCGAGGAUGCAGGUGGCUCCCCAGGCACUGAAGAACCUUCCUUUUCCCUUCCAUGGGGAGCUGCAGACAAAUCUCGUCAGAAGGGUGAGGUUCACGCCAAUGGUAACUACCCUACAGAAGCGUCCCUAAAGAAAGACGACUCUUCUGCACCAGGGAAUAAUUAUUUGUCAUUCCCAUGGCGGAGAAGACCCACUAAGAAUGAUCUAUCUACUGAAGCAUGGAUCUCUACUCUCUCCAUCUCUUGGCUGAGGGGCAAUGGUGUCAAGAGUGACAGUGAAAAAGAGAGAAAGAAUGAUGUAGUUGGUCAAGGUGGAGGUGCCAGCCCUGGUACUGAUGGUGAACAGAGCAAAAUUAAAGAUGGUGAUACUAAUAAUGUACUAGUAGUGUCAAGAGCUGGCGGUGAAAGAGAGAGAGAGAGUUACGUGGUUGGUCAAGGUGGAGGUGCCAGCCCUGGUGCUGAUGGUGAACAGAGCAAAAUUAAAGAUGGUGAUUCUAAUGAUGAUGUACUAGGAAAGGAAAACAUUGCUGAGGUUGAGAAAAGUGGUGGUGAUGUCAACAUUAGGGUUCAGAAUGGUGGUAAUGACAACGAUAUGGUUGAGAGAAGUAGUGAUGGUGGUAGCAGUGGGGUUCAGAAACAUGGUGGUGGUAGUUAUGGGGUUGAGAAUGUUGGUGGCGGAGGAAGGGCUGAAAAAGGUAAUGGUGGUGGUGACAUCAGUGAGAUUGAGGAAGAUGGUGGUAGCACUGAAGUGGAGGAAGAUGGUAGUCACGGUGACAGCAGUGAGACUGAGAAAUGCGGUGCCGGUGGUGGUAGCCAUGGUUCAGGUAAUGGGGGUGGUGGAAUGACGACCUCAACCCAAGCAUCGAGCACGCCUUACCUGCAACACCUGGCAGUGUUUACCUCCCGCGCCGCACAUUUCAAAACCAAGAUCUUGCAGAACCUAGGCAAGGCAGACCGAACGGUAGACGAUGUCUUUGAUGAUUACGAAAUCAACUUCAGCAGACAACAGAACAACGCUAGCCGCCUCCACAAGGAAGUGGCCAACUACCUCAGAUGCUGCAGAGCGCUGCACGGAGCCAGCAAGAGUCUGUUUGAGACACUGGCGGAGGUGUACGAGCCGGAGUGGGUGGGCCAUGAGCUUCUCUACGCCCAGGCACAAAACUCUGACAUGCUAUGGACAGAUUUCUGCCACAAGGUCCAGGACCAGACCCUCGCCCCUCUCACUGCCUACCACCAACAGUUCCCGGAGGUCAGGAAAAAGAUAGAUAAACGUGGGCGCAAACUUGUAGAUUACGAUAGUCAGCGCCACCAGCUAGAGAACUUACAGAGGGCGAAUCGGCGAGACGAGUACAAGAUUGCUCGUGCACGAGAUGCUCUUGAAACAGCGCGUGUCACAUAUGAGGUUCUCAACAAGGAGCUAUAUGAGGAGUUGCCAGCACUGUAUGACCAAAGGAUCCCCAACGUUUCUGCCAGCUUACAGACCCUCUUUGCUGCUGAAGCAACUGUCAUGGCAGAGUCGAGCAAGGUUGCUAAGGAGCUCGAAGCUAUUGCAGACAAAUUAUCAAAGGAGUGUGCCAAAGGAACAUACAAAGUGAAGCGUGGAGUUGCCCCCCGCCCACUCUCUGUUGUGGAAUCUUCCCCGAAAACCAUCAACUCUCCGUCCAUGUGGUACGAUGGUGGGGCCGUAGAGGAGGGAGGCAACUCUUUCCGGUCACUGGAGGGAAACGAGGGCACCCUGGAUAUAACCACCACAGAGGAUAACCAAGAAUCCUCACCCACUUUGGAACACAAGGAAACUUAUAAAUCCAUCCCGGAUUCAGAUCAGCGCACUCCAACCCCUCCUCCAAGCCCACUUCCUCUUGAAAGCCCAUCCAACGAUGCUGACUCUGUCCCGAGUGCUCCUAUUGACUCCGAGCACGAUACCAACAACCGCCCCACUAUUUCUGGCCCGGUUACCACCAACAAGGAAGAGACUGGCCGCCCUUACGAAGAGAUCGAAUUUGAGGACAAAAAAGUAAAUGGUACUGUGUCUCCUCAAGCCCGAACCAACGGUGAAGUUAUUGGCACCAAGAUCCCACCAGCCGGUGGGUCGGCGCUCAGUAAUGGCCCUUCCUUCACAUCUCCCUUGGCUGAGCUGGACAAAAAGGUGGAGGAGAUCUAUGACAUCCCUGUGGAUGGAGGACUACAGCCAUCUGUAUCGGCAGGUGCAACCACAGAAGGACUACCGCAAGGGGUGCUAUACCGGGUGCGUGCAACCUACAAGUACACUCGUGAAGAUGUAGAUGAAAUCAGUUUUGAAGUUGGUGACACCAUCCAGGUAGUGGAGUAUGAAGAUCCAGAGGAACAGGAAGAAGGGUGGCUUACUGGGAUAAAAGAGGGCACCAUGGAGAAAGGACUCUUCCCAGCCAACUUCACUCGCCCCAUCUAAGGCUUUCGUAUUCUCCUCGAAAUACUCGUGAAAUGAACAUCUUAUUCUAAAACCCCACUUAGGGUAAGCUUGUCUGAAGAUACUUUACUGGGAGGGCAGCAAACCUCAAAUUUGGGUUGAUCAGUAGCAAGAUACUGGUUCAAAUGCAGGUAUGCAAGGUCAAGGAAGCUAAUGUGUUAUAUCUAUAAGACUAGAGCCAAUAACAUGGAAUAACAAUUUUGUUUAACAAUGCCAAAUUGUGCACAUUUCUUCAUAUAUCGAUUUGAAAAACUUUAAGUCGGUGAUCUUUAGAGGUUUGUGCUGUGAAAUUUUUUACCCUUACACCUAUGUCAUUUACUCUACACCGUAGUGUAAAUUAUGAUCAUAAAUCGUACUGUAUGUAUUAAUGUUCUACAGUAGAUAAUUGCUCAGAGUAUUUCUCGAAUUAUUAAUUGAAGACUCGUCUGACAAAAAAAAAAAAAAAACUUCAGUGUGCUAAAGAUGCAAUGGAAGCUGUGUGAUGUGCCAUUAGCCCACUGUUGUAGAUAUUGCAACCUUCACUUUCUAUAUGUACUUUCCCUAGUUUUACCAUUUCUAUUGAUUAGUUUAAUACCAAGGCAGGUUAAUUGAUUGACGAGUAACCCUAAAAAUGCAGCUAAUGUUUAAGGAAACUGAAGUCCACCUGGUAGCUUGGGUUAAUUAUGAAGGAUGAUGAAUUUCUUUACACAGGUGUGCAUGGAUUAAGUUAAUGACCAGUGCUUACUUUAUUUAUUGAUUUGAAUUAUUAUUAAGGUACUUGUUGUGUUUGUGAAUGUUUAUUAAAUGAUCUGAUAUCUAAAUACUUUAAGCUAUGUAGCAUUGUGUGCAACUGGAAAGUGUAAUUGGUAUAAGUAAUGUUUUUUUUAUAUUGCCUGAGUGGAGCACCCUGUUUGUACCUUCUUAAUUAUGCACUAGUUAAAAUUUUGUAGGUUUGCCUGUCUUGUACCAUCAUGAAUACAUUAGUGCCUGCUGAUACUAAAAGCUUUUUGAAGUCCAUAAACUGUAGCUAUUUAAAUUUAUUCAGUGUAUAAUAAAUCAAACUAAAAGGAAAGUGCCUUCAGGUUAUGAAAUACAACUUCAAAGCUAAGUUGCUAGUUUUGUAAUGUUCACUAUCAUGUAUUGUAAGCCCACCACAUUACCAAGCAUGCUCUCUAGUUGCUACAAUAUUCUAUACAAAUCGAUCAGUUUCUAGUUCACUUCAUCUCUCACCACCCUUUUGCUGGACUGUAAUAUUGGAGUGGUACACUGUGUGUAAAUACUUGUGGCUAAGAAGAGACCUCUGUAAAUAGUUUCCAAAUGUAAAUAAAAAUUUGAGAUGGAGUAUGUUAUAUGUAAAGAUGAAGGUCUCUCAAGUAUGUAUAUAAUAUGGAAAAAUAAUCCAACAUGCAUUGGAAGAUCUGAUUGUUAUUUACUCACAGAAUUAAUGAAUUUGAAGGCAAAAUGUUCCCAAGCUGCUUAGCAAUUUUAUGCUCUAAAUCAUUAUAUGUAUUAUACACUACCAGUAGUUUUGUAUGAAAAAAAAGAGUUCCAAUAAUAGGACAGACAAAUGUGCCAUGAACCCACGAAGUUACUUAAUUAGUUACUAAUAAUGAUGUAAGUGUAUGUAGUAUGUGUUGACCUGCUGAUUUCAACAGGUGUUACCCCAAAUUAUACAAUUUUGCUCACCCUUGAUGCCUUUGUUUUUAAUUGAGCUUUAGGUCAAAUGAAUGUUCCAAUCAUGAAAUUUUUGACUAAAAAUAAGGUGCCUUUUACUGAAUAACUGGACAGGGCCUGUGCCUUAGCUGGAUAAUUUAAGGAUGUUCUACUAAUGAAUGAUGCCAUUGUAUGUGGGUAUUAGUUUCAUUCUGAGUUAUUGUAAACUUUCCAAGUAAUUAAACAUUGACAACCCCCCCCCCCCCUCCUCUGUUUAAUAACAUUAUCCUCCGUCUACUUAAAGACUUGCAGUCUGCUUCUCAAGAAAAAGACUAAGACCCUUUUAUAAAGUAGACUUGUUUGAUGAGACAUGAGCAUGUGUGGUUUACAGUCUGCAACAACAGUUUUAUGCAGUUCUGUGCCUUGUUUUAGUGCGAGUUGGGCUAAAUUUGUUUUGCCCAAGCCAAUCAGUGUUGAGCUACUUUUGUAAUAAGCAGUGACAUAGGAGGAUAGAUUACAUGUAAUACAUCCAGCAUCAUCAGUAAUAUGUUGCCCCAUAUUGCUAUUUUGACUCAGACACCAGAACAACCAAGCACAUACUCAUAAUAUAUUAACAUCAGUGCUAAUAAACAAUAUGAAUGAG
This is a messenger RNA of Cherax quadricarinatus, 5386 nucleotides long. It is a transcript of the gene Amph, whose product is annotated as amphiphysin. Gene Ontology annotation, molecular function: phospholipid binding; protein binding. Gene Ontology annotation, cellular component: cytoplasm; plasma membrane. Lineage: Eukaryota; Metazoa; Arthropoda; Malacostraca; Decapoda; Parastacidae. The record is from RefSeq and is a predicted model, not a curated record.